AUGACCGAAUUUGAAUGGGACAUCUCUCGCAUAUUCUCUCCACUUUGCAGAUAAGCCACUACCGGCAAUAAUUAUCAAUUCUCCAUUUGCCCACUUGACCCGGUGCGUGUGCGCGUGCAAGCCGCUUUUGGAAAGUCUCCCGCGACGAUGACGAUCGCCAGCAUAGCGCUACGGGGUGGUAACACCAGUUUGCGGCUGUCAAGCGCCAUUACUACUGCUUUCGGUAGCAAGUCUUCCAAUUGGACGAACAUUUCCUCACAAAGAUCCUUCUCCCAAUCCGUUCCGAAAGCAAUGCGUUUCGUUCAGUUUCGUUCGACGGUUACUGGGGGUAAGCAGCGGCUGGGAGUGUUAUCGGAAGAUGGCACGCGUGUGUCCGAUAUUUCCGACCGAUAUGAAGGUGACCUGAUAACGUUCAUCCGCUCCGGUGCAUCGGUUGACGAGGUGAAGGCUCUGGCGUCUAAAGCUAGUGCCGUUGCGGUGGAUUCCGUUGAACUGCUGGCACCCGUGACCAAUCCGCAAAAGAUCUUGUGCGUUGGAUUGAACUACAGCGGCCAUUGUGAAGAGCAAAACAAGCCAAUUCCGAAGGAACCGAUGUUUUUCAGCAAAUACGCGACGACUAUCGUUGGCCCGCAUGAUAAUGUUAUCGCACACAGCAUUACCGACCAAAUUGAUUGGGAAGUUGAAUUGGCCGUAAUCAUUGGCAAGCAAGCGAAGAGCGUCACUAAGGCGAACGCAAUGGACUAUGUCUUCGGAUAUACAGUUGCGCAGGACAUUUCCGCGCGCGACUGGCAGAAGCUGCGCAACGGAGGGCAGUUUUUGAUCGGAAAAUCAAUGGACACCUUCUGCCCGCUAGGACCUGCCGCAGUGCACAAGUCGCUAGUGAAGGAUCCCCACCAACUGGCGAUCAAGUGCAGCGUGAAUGGCGUAGAAAAGCAGAACGGAAGCACGAGUGAGCUAAUUUUCCGCAUUGACGACAUUAUUGAACGGGUCACACAAUCCAUCACGCUUCUUCCGGGGGAUGUGAUCCUGACGGGUACUCCAGCUGGGGUCGGUAUGCACCGAAAACCGGCGGAAUUCCUCAAACCAGGUGACGUGAUCGACAGCGAGAUUGAAGGUGUCGGAAAAAUCAAAAACAAGGUCGUUGCUGACUCUUAAAAAAGAUCGACCCACGCGCCAUACAAACUUACGGGUUUAGGGAUUUCAUUUGAGUGCAAUAAAAUGUU
Messenger RNA from Anopheles nili, 1223 nucleotides. RefSeq names its product fumarylacetoacetate hydrolase domain-containing protein 2-like. The record is from RefSeq and is a predicted model, not a curated record. The transcript has 4 exons. Gene Ontology annotation, molecular function: hydro-lyase activity. The coding region runs from base 148 to 1155 and encodes 335 amino acids. NCBI's taxonomy places the organism in Eukaryota, Metazoa, Arthropoda, Insecta, Diptera, Culicidae.